This is a messenger RNA of Arabidopsis arenosa, 508 nucleotides long. NCBI's taxonomy places the organism in Eukaryota, Viridiplantae, Streptophyta, Magnoliopsida, Brassicales, Brassicaceae. The record is from the annotation of a GenBank genome assembly.
AAAAGACGAAAAUCUCCAGCCAUGGUGUGGUGUAAGCAUUGUGCGAAGAAUGUUCCCGGAAUUCGCCCCUUCGACGGUGGUUUGGCAUGUGAUUUAUGUGGGAGGAUUUUGGAAAACUUCAAUUUUUCUACUGAUGUUACCUUCGUUAAGAAUGCCGCUGGACAGAGCCAAGCGUCAGGUAACAUUGUGACGAGUGUUAAGAGUGGGCUUUCAACCUCACGUGAAAGGAGAAAGAGAAUAGCUAGAGAUGAGAUAAGGAAUUUGAAAGAUGCCUUGGGAAUUGGUGAUGAGAGAGAUGAUGUGAUUGACAUGGCUGCCCAAUUCUUUGAUAUCGCAACUGACCAUAACUUCACUAAAGGGCGCAGAACUGAACUUGUACAGUCUUCCUGUCUCUACUUGACUUGCAGGUUAGAAUCUUAGUGAUCGUAGUUACAGAUUUCUUUCCCUCAUAUAUCAUGCUGAGUUAUGUUACGAGUGAUGCGUUAUUUCGCUGUAUGUUAACCUGUUA